AUGGAAAACUUGCAAGAUCGAAAUCCAAGCAAGUAUUUGGAUUGGGAAAUGCGCGUCAACAUCAUUUGGCAAAUAGCUCGUGGGCUUCUUUAUCUUCACCACGACUCUAGAUUAAGGAUCCUCCAUAGAGAUUUAAAACCCAGCAAUAUUCUUUUAGACGAGGGGAUGAACCCCAAAAUAGCUGACUUUGGCUAUGCAACGAUUGCUGAAGGCAAAAACACCGAGGCCCGCACAAUGAGAAUAGUUAGAACUUAUGGCUAUGUCGCUCCAGAGUACAUGCAAAGUGAAAUUUUCUCUGUCAAAUCCGAUGUUUAUAGCUUUGGUUUCGUUCUAUUGGAGGUUGUAUGUGGAAAAAGGAAUACAAAAUUAUCCAUGAGUCUUAUACGUUAUGCGUGGAUAUUGUGGGUAGAAAACAAGGUGCUGGAUUUAGUGGACCAAACUCUAUGUGAAGUUUGCAAUGCAGAUCAAUUCGUAAUGUACAUAAAUAUUGGACUCUUAUGUGUACAAGACAACCCACAUGACCGCCCCACCAUGUCAAAUAUUAUUACCAUGCUUGGCAGUGAAGCUGCAACAAUUCCAACUCCAAAAUAG
This is a messenger RNA of Corylus avellana, 591 nucleotides long. The record is from RefSeq and is a predicted model, not a curated record. NCBI's taxonomy places the organism in Eukaryota, Viridiplantae, Streptophyta, Magnoliopsida, Fagales, Betulaceae.